Molecule: messenger RNA, 4527 nt
Organism: Melitaea cinxia (Glanville fritillary)
Lineage: Eukaryota; Metazoa; Arthropoda; Insecta; Lepidoptera; Nymphalidae
Exons: 14
Coding region: 1-4527 (1508 amino acids)
Source: RefSeq, a predicted model, not a curated record
AUGGAAGGAAAUAACUUUGUCACGAAACUAAAAGCAAAUGGUGGAAGUAGUGAUGACUACGAUCUAGCUAAACGUUAUUUAGAGUAUAAUGAAAUACUGAAGAAAUUAUCAACAAAGGACAAGAGCUCAUUGUCACUGAACGUACUGUGUAUGUUGUGCAGGAAUUUGGAGAAAGUACUGUCAUGGAAAGAAAGAAUCAACGACAAGGAUCUCCUGAAACUGGGUAUAGAGUGUGUGAGGCACACGCGGACUCUGGAAGGUCCGGAGCAAGUUAAGACAUUGGCAUGUGUAUAUCAUUUACAUAAAUACGUCACUAAACAGAACACCCCAAUACCUCCAGAGCUCAUCUUGAAACUAUCCUUCAUGCCAUUCGAAUAUGAAAACGAUAAGCUGCUCAAAGAUUACUGCAAAACUUUCUGGAGUAUACUAUCAGACAGACUCUCGUACAUUGAGAAACUGAAAACUAAACGUAUGCCAGUCACAAAAUUAUUAUCAAAACUGUUAGACGACCUCGGUAAAGUGAUAAAAGUAUAUGACACAGUCCAAUUUGCUACCAAUUUACUGUGGUUUCUUGUCAAGAAACUAAAUUACAUCUACACUGAUAUAUCACCGAAGGAACUGAAUGAGGCGUUUGGGAAAAUAUUUGAUUUUCUAUCGAAGAAAGAUUUAAAGCAGUUUAAAAGUUUAUCAGACAAAGAUCUAAUGGAUUAUUACGUAAAAUUGAACGAUAUCCUAUAUAUUGUUACUGAUAACGCCGUGCAGAUUGAUUGCAAAGACUCCGUAUUGGAUACGGUGACAAGAAUUUGUAUAUCGAUGGUCGGACAUAGAUCUGAUAUGUUCCAUUGCAUGCAAACGUUCUUCUUAAACUCAUUCUGUUGUAUUUUUAAAGAGAAAAUCGAUACUAAUUUAGUGGAUAACACGUUUAAUAAUCUUCUGGUGUCCUGUGAAAUGACAGAAAAAUUAGGUUACGGUAACGUAAUAAGUGCAAUGUAUCCUUACAUAAGUCAAUCAUUAAGACUAUUCAUAGAAAAAUAUUGUAAUAAAAAUAUUUUCACGGACAACUCAAUUGAUAAUUCCUUAAAACUAAUAUCGAUAUUAUUAAAAAAGUUAAAAAACACAAAUCAGUUACUGAAAUGUGAGAAUUGCAGCGUUAAAACUGGAUUACACGAUGCUCUACGCUUAUCGUUUCAAAUCAAACAUUUCAUAACGAUAUCGACCGACCAGAAAAUUGAUAUCAACAAUUUUCUACCGACAUAUUACGGAUUAGUCGAACAACAAUAUACAAUAAUAAAUGAAUUAAAAGAAAUGGGAUGCGAGAAUACAGACAAGUGCUUCAGAAAGUUACAAACGGACGUACACAACAUUGCAAUUAUAUUGAACAAGGCACAGUGUUACGGAUAUUCAAUAAAAUUAUUCGAUGUUUAUAUUAAAAAUGAGAUAAUUAACGUCAAAGGCGAAGAAGAACUUUAUAACAUAAGCCGUGCCUUGUAUAACAAAAGUAUAUGUGAGUUAGAUUCCAAACUGUACGAAGAUUCGUUGAGGAGUGCAUAUCUCAGCCUAACAUUUGCUCUACCAGAGAGUCUAAGUUCGGAGAAACAUAUGGGCUUAGUUAUGGAUGUAAAGUCGAAAGCUCUGAACAGUGCGAGCGAAGACGGUGAAAUUGUGAAUGACUACUUGCAAAGGAUGACUAUAUUGGAUGUUUGUAAGUUAUUGUACGAUGGUGAUUUGUAUGGAGAUUUGAAGUCGUUCAUGAAGAAAUUGAAAUUUAGCGAGCUCCUGAAACACGAGUUCUUAAUGUACGUGAAGCUGUGGCCAUCAAUAGCACCAAUAUCAGCCGUCUGGAACUCCCUGAACGAAUUAGUUAAUGAAAGACAUACUUGGGUUGAAAUGGAAAAUAAAGAAAAAUUAAAAUGGACGCUGUUCGAUGUAGUAUUGGCGACUCCUGGAACGGUCAGGACGAUACACGACGACGGUUUCAGCGUAAUUAUCCAGGAAUUGCUGGAAAACUUUGAGAAGACUCAACCAAGAACAGUUGAGGAGAAAAUAGUGAACUGUACUCUACUGUUCGUUCAAGCCGAAUACGAUAUAGCGGAUGCGAGUCGGAAGCAUGGCUGGAAGAAUUCUGAGCAUACAGUGGACCCGGAUCAAGCGGAAGUAACUCGAACCCUGGAACAAGAACAUCGCGCCGUCUCUCUCGCACUGAGGGCGACUCACGAACUGACUGCUAUUUUACCGACUUUGAAGACCGUGAAACCGUCGCCUCUAAUCAACAACGCUCUACUAAUGUAUCAAGUGUCUGUUCAACAUUUACUGGUGAUGCAUCGAACUUUAUACGGCCUACAGUUGGCGUAUAUAUGUUGCCACCUCGCCGAUAUAGUCGGCGACAAGGAGGCAUAUGUUCGAAACGCGGGCUUACUCGCCUACCACUCAAGUACGAGACGCAAGGAAAUCGACGAAAUGAUAUCAAAGUGUACGAAGUAUUUAAAGGAUUUGCUGAAGAAUAAAAACAGCUUAGACUUGGCGUUGGGUUACAUGUGUGAGGUUGCGAUAUACUACACGAAAAUUGGUUCAAUCAGCAUCGCAGCCAAGUUGGUACAAACGGCACAAAUAUACAUGCUUCGAAUUGCCGAGGAAGGCGCCGAUGUUAACUUGCAACUAUCACAAGGUCGUCUGAUUGAAGCCCAGGCCGCCCUCUGUCCAGAUUCAGGCUGGUCACCGCUGUGUGUUGUCAAUGUCUUACAGCGGCACUAUUUGGUCUCUCCUAGUACUUCGGGGCGCUGGGCCGAGCGCCGCGAGCGAGCGCUGAGCGUCCGCGCCCGCAGCGCUGCCGCAGCGCUGCGGGCGGUGCGGGGCGCGCGGUCGCUGCGGCUGUGGCGGCGCGCGGCGGCCGCUGCGGCUGCGGCGCUGCAGCGCUGCGGGGCGCUGGCCGCCGCAGCGCUGUCCGCCGCGGCCGUCAGCGCGCACAGCGCUGACGAGGCGCGGAUAAAAAUCGAUAACCGCGUCAAAUACAUUCUUGGCCUUCGAUCUUCAAGCGACAUACCCUCAGAUCCCGCGCAGGCGCCGAAAAUCGAACAAUUUACCCCAAAGCAGACAAACCUAGAGUCCGUGUUGGACUCCAUGUUCAAGAAAACCCAAAUCAGUCCAUCGGUACCCUGUAUCACAGUCCCCGCUUUCCAAAUACCGGAUUUCCUGGAACACGCACAAACAUGCACAUGUUACGCAUGUGACAUACCCGAAUGCACGAUUAUUGCAUGUUUCAUAUCUUACCUCGAAGCUUCUGUGUACUAUCGAGCGAAGGAGUUCGAUAUCGCGGGGAAUUACUUUAGUGGCGCGUCGAAAGUUUUCGGUUUAGCUGAAGCUAAGUUAAAUAGUAUUUUUCAUAGAUAUAAGAAGAAAUUUAAUGAAGCAGUUGUGGAUAUGGCGAAAACGUUUGUGGAUAAUUAUCUAAACGAGGUGAAUUUAGAGUUUCUGGUCGAGCAAGCGUAUUUUGAACUGUCCAGAAAAGAAUUCGAGAGAGCCGAUGAGACGGUGAUAAGUAUACACGAAGUUUGGUCUGAAGUCGGUAAAGUUGAUAUGUACUUACAGAACGAAAUAGUUAAUCUGAUGAUAGCGUCAGCGCAGUUGAGAAAAACUGCGAAACCUAAAGACUUGGGUAUUGAAAACGAUUUUGAAAAUCUUAAAUUGAGUCCUGUAAUGCCAACCGAGCAACAAAAAACGCCGGAAAUAAAAACCGCCAUACCAAAAAUCGAUACGGGAAUAAUAGUAAGCGAUGAAGAGAUACCAAAGAAGCGUAAGGUUAUCAAACUAAUCUUCGAAGAACCUAAUCAGGAGGAUAAUGUGGAAAAUAUCAAAAAUAAAACGAAAACCCAAUUUAAAAUACCAGAGCCGGUGACUGCGAAACCUGCUCUCGAGAAAAUCACGCCUAGGCCGUCUAGAUCUAGACCGGAAACGACGCCUAGAUCGACCCGGUCGAAACCGGAUAUAGUAAUCCAGCAACCGUCCAUCGAUGUACCGGUUACCCCUAAAUCGGAGGAAACUUGUGAGUUUUUCACUCCGUGCCAAUCGACGCCCGCAGAACAUUUCUUCACUCCAAUGACCUCAAUCAAAACCUACUCAAGGAGGGUAGUAAAAAAUUUAGAAUCUGAAUUCUCUACGCCCGCGAAAGAAUCGUCUGAAAUUAAAACUCGUAGGGCCAAAGUCGAAUCGGGUUCGAUUAAGGGUAUUAAGGACAAAAGGACUUUGAGGAGGGCGACUAGUCCUGGCAAAUUAUUAGAAGAAAAAUCGGCAAGACCCGGCAAAUUAGUUGAAGAAAAAUCGAAGGGAAAACUUGUGGAAGAAAAGCCAACAAGGUCUCGACGAUUGAGGCAACCUAUUUUGACUGAUAAUGAAUUGGAUAGCCCUGUACUUCAGCAUGCUGUCAAUCCACCCGGCAAUCGUGUUAUUGACUCCAUGCUUGGUCAGGGCACGGCUUAUGCUGGUGAACUUAGUUUUGUCAAAGGCCCCUUCAAUAUCAAUAAAGGCGCCUAA